This is a messenger RNA of Notechis scutatus (mainland tiger snake), 1821 nucleotides long. The record is from RefSeq and is a predicted model, not a curated record. NCBI's taxonomy places the organism in Eukaryota, Metazoa, Chordata, Lepidosauria, Squamata, Elapidae.
AUGCGAUGUGCUUUUCAUGACCCAGUUUUCGGCACUGAGUUCACGGAGAUCUUCUUGCCUCCUACAGCUCCUCAAUGCCCACCCAACAGCCACUAUGAGCCUUGCGCCAACGCCUGCCCACCCACCUGCAAGAACCCAAGUGCUCCGGCCACAUGCAAUCUGGCGUGCAGGGAAGCCUGUGUCUGUGACUCUGGGUUCUUCCUCUACAAUGGUAACUGUGUGCCCAGCCAUCAGUGUGGGUGCUGGCACCAAGGGAAGCACUACCCAGUGGGCUCCAGCUUUUGGACCGACGACACCUGCUCCACCAAAUGCACCUGCCCCAGUCGAGGUGGCCAAGUCAGCUGCUUUCCUGAUUCCUGCCCUAACCAUUAUUACUGCGGAGUCCAAAAUGGUGUCCCCAGCUGCUACCCACAUACGUACGGGGUCUGCCGUGUCCACAACGACCCUCAUUACAACACUUUUGACAAACAGACGCACCACUUCAUGGGCACCUGCACCUACACCCUGGCCAAGGUCUGCGCCAAUGAGACGGGGCUGCCCUACUUUAACAUCGAGGCCAAGAACGAACACCGUGGGAAUCCCUCCGUCUCUUAUGUCCAGCGGGUCCUGGUGGAGGUUUACGGGCACCGGAUUGAGAUCCUCAAAGGACACAAGGAUCGAGUGCUGGUGGACAAAGUGCUUACAAGGCUUUCUGUGCGCAAGCUGAACAACGCCCUGAGAGUGGACCUCAAUGGACGCUACGUGACCCUAGAAACGGAUUUCGGGCUGAUUGUCUCUUACGACACAGAUCACUCGGUGGAGAUCAGGGUCCCCACCACCUUCUUCAACAAGACCUGCGGCAUGUGUGGGAACUUCAACAACCGCCGGCAGGAUGACAGCAUGAUGCCCAACGGAGAGCAAGCCAAGAAUUCCAAUGAGCUGGGAAACAGCUGGCAGGUGCCCAAUGCAGAGUACGACCCCCCUGAUUGUAAGCCCCCACCCCCCACAAAACUUUGUCCCUCAGAGCUGAAAAACCUCUAUGAGACAGAGGCCUAUUGCGGACAGCUUACCAGUAGCCAGGGACCGUUGGCAGUUUGCCAUUCUGCAAUCAACCCCAACAGCUUCUUCCAGAGUUGCGUCUUUGACCUGUGUGAACUGAAUGGGUCCCAGGAGGCCUUGUGUGGUGCUUUGGAGGCGUACGCUGAUGCCUGCCAAAGAGCUGGCGUGAAGCUUCCCGACUGGAGGAAUGCCACUUCCUGCAAAAUCCCUUGCGGUGAUCACAGCCAUUACAACGUGUGCGCCACUUCCUGUCCCGCCACAUGUUCCAAUCCACUGGCUCCGUGGAACUGCACCAAGCCUUGCGUGGAGGGCUGCGAAUGCGACAAAGGCUUUGUCCUAAGCGGAGCACAAUGUGUGCCGCGGGAGGAUUGCGGCUGUGUAUUUGGAGAUCAAUAUUAUGAGAAAGGAGAGACGUUCUGGCAGCCGGAUUGUGUCAGCCAAUGUCACUGUGCAAAUAAAGGCAACUUGUCCUGCGUCCCAGACAGUUGCAAAAACGGCCAAGUCUGUAAAGUACAGAAUGGCAUCCUGGGAUGCUACAUUCCAGACAAGGCCACCUGCCACAUCUACGGAGACCCUCACUAUGUCACCUUCGAUGGGCGACUCUAUCAUUUCCAGGGCGGGUGCAAUUACACCGCAGUGCAAAUCUGCAGCAACUCCUCCGAGCGCUUCUCCGUGACCACUCGGAACGAACAUCGCUCCAGCCCGCACUGGACGGCUCUCAACUCAGUGGCCAUCUCACUGAGAAACACCCACCUGGCUCUGAGGAAGAACAAAGAGGUCUAC